AUGCUGCGGCGCGAUGUGUCAGAUCUCGACGAUGCCGCGAAGCGGAAGGAGCCCCACGCAGUAAUUUUGCUUCCAUCGAAACGGGCGUCAGCAAAGACGAAACAUGACUCUGCCGAGUCAACAAAGGACGCAGUCAAGUCAAAGAGAAAAUUUUCUGAAGAAGAGAAGGAACCCGAUGUGAGCAAGAAUUACACGGACCUACAAGAAGCGGAAAGCGGGGGACGAACUACUACCCGCGGAAGAGCAAACGCGAACUAG
Molecule: messenger RNA, 258 nt
Organism: Peronospora matthiolae
Lineage: Eukaryota; Oomycota; Peronosporomycetes; Peronosporales; Peronosporaceae
Source: the annotation of a GenBank genome assembly